AUGGGACCCGAGUGUUUGUGGAGUCAUUUCACUCAUCCUCAUGUUGUGAUCCGUGUGUGAGUGGACGUCAUGGACCCCCCAGAGCCAGAGGCGGUGGUCGCUGCUGCUCAGGACCCGAAGCCGAGUCCCGAGCCCGAGCUCUCUGCUGCGAUGCGGGCGAAGAUCGAGAGGAACCGGCAGCGAGCUGUGAUGCUCCGCCAGUCCCGACUAGCGAGCCGCCCUUUGUCCGCGGGGGAGGGCGCCACCUCGGCCAAGGUCUCCAAGACCGUGGACUCCGGAGCCGGCUUCUUCAUCGAGGAGGAGGAGGAGGGAGAGGACGAGCACAAGGCCAGGAAGGUGGUGCAUCAGCCAGCUCCAGUGAUUGAGCAAGACUACCUGGUUUGUGAUGAAUGUCAAAAACCCUUUAUGGACUCCUACCUCAGUAACAGCUUUGACCUGUCUGUGUGUGACAAGUGCAGAGACAACGAAGAGAAGCACAAACUGAUCUCCAGAACUGAGGCCAAGCAGCAGUACCUGCUGAAGGACUGUGACCUGGACAUGCGAGAGCCUCCGCUCAGGUUUAUACUGAAGAAGAAUCCACACAACCCAAUCUGGGGCGACAUGAAGCUCUACCUCAAAGUUCAGGUGGAGAAGAGAUCACUGGUGGUGUGGAGUUCGGAGGAGGCUCUGGAGGAGGCCAAGGAGACGAGAGAAGAGAACCGAGAGGUGCAGAAACAAAAACGCUUCAACAAGAAGGUCAAAGAGCUGCGUCGGGCGGUGAGGAGCAGCAUGUGGACCAAAGACACCAGCGUGCACCAACACCAGUAUGGACCAGAGGAGGUGGUGGAUCCAGAAGAGGACCUCUACAAGAAGACCUGCACCACUUGCGGACAUGAACUCUCCUACGAGAAGAUGUAG
Molecule: messenger RNA, 897 nt
Organism: Limanda limanda (common dab)
Lineage: Eukaryota; Metazoa; Chordata; Actinopteri; Pleuronectiformes; Pleuronectidae
Gene: xpa
Product: xeroderma pigmentosum, complementation group A
Exons: 5
Coding region: 70-897 (275 amino acids)
Biological process (GO): base-excision repair; nucleotide-excision repair, DNA damage recognition; nucleotide-excision repair involved in interstrand cross-link repair
Cellular component (GO): nucleotide-excision repair factor 1 complex
Molecular function (GO): damaged DNA binding
Source: RefSeq, a predicted model, not a curated record